AUGCCAAGAAAACCCAACAAAAAGCGUUUUGUAAAUCCAUUCAACAGACAAUAUGGAUGGAGAACCGGAAUUGAUACCACAGCUGGAAAGACCAUCAGGAAAGAUGCUGAUGGGUUUGAAGAAUUUAGGGAUUACUUAUCAGAAUCGGAGGCAGAGACAACCUCUGAACUUUCAAGACUUGAAAAUGCUUCCUUGCUUAAGGAAAACAAGCCAAGUCGCCUUCACAGACCAAAGCUUGCAGUAAAGGGACCCAGCCUUUCACAACCCUGCUCUCAUUCAACAGCCUACUCCUCCAUGCUCAGUCAGGCAUCCAGGGGAGGGGCACUGUCACAGAUAAAUGGGGAUACAUUGGGGAUUUCCUCGAUUAUUAAUAGCCAGGCUUCAGACACCAAUCCAGUAGGCUGGUUAAGAAAUAAGAACAUUGGCAGACGUACAGGGAAGGACUUGACAGAGGGGAAAAUUAUCCGAGUGGAUGAAGAGGGAUAUGAAAUAUUUGAGGAUUUUCUCUCUGAAUCAGAGGCAGAGAGUCUAAGUAGCUCUUUGAUGACAAACCGUUUGUCAAGGACAAGUACUAACUUCACAAGGGAACCCUCGAAACUGAUUGAAGACCAUUCAAUUUAUGACACUAACAUGUCCGCCAGUGCUGAAGCAUCAAAUUCAGAAGCUCAAGUAUCGAGGGAUCAGAUGACAGGAACUAUCAGCUCACUAAUUGAGAGUACUCGGGAGGAAGUAGACACGCCCACUAACACUCAAACUCGGUCCAUGGCAGCUAAUAAUGAAUCAUUUGAAUCUGAAGAGGAGGAUGAGGAGGUAUCAUUAAGGGCUGAUAACUCCUCCUACACAGCUGCUUCACAGGGAGAGACUGGUGAAUCAGCCACAAAGACCCAGCUACAGUCACAAGACAGAUCAGGGAGUAUUACAUCUACUCGGAGCCAUAUGUUACAAUCACAAGCCAGGUCAAGCAGUAUUACCUCUACUCGGAGCCAUACGUUACAAUCACAAGACAGGUCAGGGAGUAUUACCUCCACUCAGAGACAGACAUUACAAUCACAUUCAAAAAACAGGUCAGGGAGUAUUUCCUCUAUUCAGAGACAUGUGUUACAUUCACAUGAGAAUAUAUCCGAGGGAGAGCCAACCCCUAAAAGUAACAUGCAAUCCAUGGUGAGAUCUAUUGUGGAAAUACCCACUGAGAACAGAAUAGAGGCUCCAACAACAGUUCAGGAGAUAACCAAGGCCUCUCAUAUGGAUAUUGGAGGCAACAAGACAGGGUCUAUCACAAAGUCAGAGGAUUUAACAAACAGUGUGGUUCCAAGCUUUAGAACCCGUAAAAGGAUUUCAUUUUCUGCAGCUGAGAGUGAUGGUAGCCGGAAAUCAUCAAUAGCUUUAGGAGAAAAACAAAAUGACACAAAAAUCAAAAUCCCAAGUGAUGUAACUGAAGUUGUCCUUGACAGUGAUGCAGAUAGUAUUGAGAUCGUUACUUUGGAUGAUGGAAAGGCUCAGCAGAAACCCAAUGCCAGGAAAAGUGUCCAGAGAAAAAGUACCUCAACAGUGCAGAAAUCAAUUCCAUCUGAAUUAGAUGAUGAACAAACUGAGGUGAAAAGUCAAGGGCAGAGAAAGCCAGGGCUACUAGAAACAAAGAUUUCAGCUCUAACUGGCAGAAGAAAUAAGCGUGGAAAAUCCCUCCCCUCUUCCAUACCAGCUGAGACCCCCCAGGUUGACUCUCACAAGACACAGCUGUCCGGGAAAAGAAGAGGCAAAAGCCUAUCAGAAAACAGCUCUCUAGAACAGAAGAAAUCAACAAGUGCUAUCUCACAAUUGUCAAAAGAUAACCAAGAAGAGGACCACCUUCAAAACCCAAAUGACGACGAUGAUGAAACUGCAUCCAAUGCUAGUCAGGAAUUUUUGUUCUUCAGGAACAAGAAAACAAGGGAGAACCAGACUGUUACCAAUAAAACACAAGAUAUAAAAUCUCAGAGCCAGACAUCUCACAGGAAGAAGACAAGUGCUUUAUUGAAUGCAAUGAAUGUGGACGGCGCUGCAUCAGAUAUCAGCGAAGACAGGUCAAUAGAUCCAAAUACUGAGAUUGAACAGUGGAAGAGAGGAAAGCCUAAAGUUGGAGGAAAGAGAAAGAAAAAAUCAGAACCCAGUGAAAGGAAGGAGAGAAAUGUAGAGGAGACAGAAGAAUCAACAGUUCAUUCACCAGCAAAGAAGAGGAAAGGGCAAAAAGCAGCUAAGGAGAAAAGUUCUGUUUCUAGAAAGACUUCUAGAGGGAGGAAACCAUCUGAUGAUAGCCGCAAAUCACUGGAGCCAAGAAUCAGGAGAAGUAAUAGAAAUUCUGAUGCCCAGCUAUCUGAUACAAAUGACAAAGAAGCUUACAAUGAUAUAGAGGAAUCCGAGUUGGUGGUAGAAAAGGAAGUCAGGCUUAGUCCACAAGCUACUAGUAAAAGAAAGUCAAGUGUUACAAUAGAUAGUGUGGAAAUAAAAUCAACAACCAAGUCUAGGGGAUCACUUAGUGACACUGCAGAAAAUUCCUUUAAAGGAUCUAGAAACACAGACAUUAGUGAAGAAGAAGAGGGUAUAAUUCUACAGGUGAAUUAUUACCAUGAGGAAGAUAUUGAUACACAUGUAAAUGAAAAAUCUUCUAAGAUGAAUAAAAGUAGAAGACAUUCAGUAUCAAUGUCUGAUUCACCAGGGCAGAUGGCAAAAAGUAAAGAACAAAGUAUGACAACUAAAAAGUCAAGAAAAUCAUCCAGUGACAAGUCUCAUGUUUCAGAAGUGAAAGAAGAUGAACAAAAUGAAGUAAUAGAUCCAGAAGAAAAUAUGGCUGCUCAUACAAGUCAAUUUAUUAAGAGUUUUUUAACGGAAGACCAUGAAAAGCAGGGACUGGAUACAAAUAAUAUGAGUUCCAGGUCCAAAAGUUCUGGAUACAAAACCAGAAAAGCUAAGACAAGGAAUGAUUCAAUACAAAGAAAAAUAAACAGUGUAAAGAAAUUAAACAAGUUCCAGACCAGAACCUCUGAGGGAAUGUCUUCAAGGAAGGACAAAUCUAGUUUAAUUGGAGCAAGAGAUCCAGAAGACAGAAAAUCAAUGAGAAAAUCUAGAAGCCUUCACUCAGCUUUCAUUGGAAGUUUGGAGAAUCUUCAAGGAAUCCAGAGAGAAGUGGAAAUGUUAGAAGUGGAGGAUGCUGAUCCCAAUGACUUAUAUGUGGAAAAAGAAAGAUCAUCCACCAAAAAAGGGAAGGGAAAGGGGCAGAGAAAAAGUAUGCAACAGGGAGGGACAGAUCAGAAGAGAACAAAGAGGAGUCAAAAAAGAAAGAGUGGAAAGAGAGGUAAAGCUGAUUCUGUUACUGAGGAGGAGGAUGUUGAAGGUAUUCAGGGUAGGAAUAAUGUGGAUGAUGGUCCAGGGCCCAGUGAGGCUGUGGCAAAUGAAAGUGAAAGUUUUUCAGACAUGAACAACAGAAAACAAAGGAAAACAAAAAGCUUAGGGAGUGUAGGAUUAGAACCCACCAGGAAAAAGAAAGGCAGUCAAAGGAAAACAACUAAGAGUAAAAGUCUUGGGGGUCAGGCAGUUGAUGUCAUUGACGAGGAGGUGGAGGAAAACAAAGUAAUGAACGAAAAUGUAGAUGAGCUGAAAGAUGAGAAUUUAGAUGACAUAGUUGCCAAUGAUGCUGUAGAACACUCACCAAAAGAUGAAGGUAACCAGGAUAAUGUCAGCAAAAAACAGAGCCUUGGUUCUACACCCGUUUCUGUGUACCAGGUUGAUGAGGAGCUUCUGAAGAGUGGAGUGUCAUUCCGACACAGGAAUCAAACAUCAGUUAAAGAGGAAUCCAUUAACCAGAUGUCAUCUAACAAAACCCCUGUAACAUUGAGGAAGCACAUGGAUUUUAUGAACUCUCCAGCUCCAGGGCUGACCCCAAUUCUGAAACAACCAGGAUCAGUAAUCCGUGGAAAGAAGAGAAGAGUAACCAUUAAUCACUUGGUAGAAGAACAAACCUUCAACAGCCCAGACACAUCAGGAGAGAAGCAGAGCCUAUCUAUGAAUUCCGUAUAUUCUAUGAAUGCAACACCAAUCCAUAUAUUUCAGACAACAACAAGUGAAUCUCCUGUACCCCAAGUGUUGAUGCCACCCAAGCCUAAAAUCUUCCUUCCUGAAGAUGCCCCUGAUGGAGUUCGAAGGUCACGACGAGUUCGAUGUCAGCCAGUUGCCUGGUAUAAAGGAGAGAGACUUGUGUAUGAACGUAGAAAAUCAGGUCUAGGUAUUGUAAAAGUAGAACCAUCUCAUGUUGAAAUGCUGAUGCUGGCACAGGAAGCAAAACGAAGGAAAAACGUCAUCAAGAAAAGGAACCAAAAUCGCACUGAAAAUAAAAGGACCAAGUUUACCCAAUCUCCCCGUAGAAAUUUGUCAGUACAUACAGAUCUGGAUCCUGAGCUACAAGACUCGAGUGAUUCAGAAGUUCUGGUGUUAAAUCCAGCCAAUAACGAGGAAGUAUUAAUGGAAUGCUUCAGUUCUAAGGAUUCUGAGGUGUUUGUGGGCCCAUCGAAACAUGACCCAAUCUCGACUGACCCCUAUGUCAUGUCACUGCGAUUGAACCAGAGGCAGUUCAUGAUGGGAAAUCUUUAUCUAAGGCCACUGAAAUCAAAACCAGAACAGAUUGUCAACAGUGGAACCAUGGUAUUCUGCUUGCUAAAAGGAAAAAUAUGUGUGACCAUUCAUAGAACUAAAAUGGUAGCAGAAGCUGGUGACAUGUUUUUUGUUCCACAAGGAAAUACAUACAGUAUAGAGAACUUGCGGAAAGAGGAAGCACGCCUGACAUUUUCCUGCUACAAGUUCAGCAAUGAAGAUCUCUCAACGAUGGAGUGACACAAUUAUCAUAAUAAUGUCAUUGUUAGAGACAGUCUAUAUGUGAGACCUGAUUCUGUCAACCUUAGUCUAUCCCGGCUGUCAAUGGCCCAUUGUGGGAGCUGCCAUGUUUAGUGCUUGUAAGCUAUCUUUCAGCAGGCUGUUUAAGGAGUGUCAAAUAUUCCUGACACCAGUAUAAACUUGUCUCUACCACCAUUUGGAUGUACCAAAUGAAUGUAUUGUCAGUUUUGCUUCAGCUUUAACAAAAUGUUAUAAUACACUAACAUAAGGUACAUGUACCGAUACAUAUGUACAUGUAUAUACUAGUAUGCACCUGCAGCUUUCAAAAAUUUGGAGGAGAGACUUUUAAUGAAUGCAAGAUAAACUUGAUUUUUAUCUUAUUCAUUUCAUAUUUUUACUUUCAUAAUGCAAAAAACUGCAAAGCAUUUCAAGUAUGAUUUUCUUAAUGUCACAUACAAGUAGAUAAAUGUACAUGCUGGAACAGGUUUUUCACUAAUCUAUAAUUGAGAAUAUUAUACCACCUUCAGCCACAUUCUGGCCCUAAAUAAAAUCAAGUGAGCCAUUUAACAGUUAUUGAUUUUUUUUCUCAAUUUUACUUACUGUAGUUCACAAAAUAAGAAGAAACUGGUUAUAUACAAUGUCUGUACCUCAUUCAGUGUUCAUCAUUAACAUGGCAAUUAAGAGUAAUAUUGUGUAAUAUAUUCAUAAAUAAAUCACAUUUCUCAGCUUAUACUGAGACUACUUUUAGAACAUAUAUACCUAUG
Molecule: messenger RNA, 5624 nt
Organism: Saccostrea echinata
Lineage: Eukaryota; Metazoa; Mollusca; Bivalvia; Ostreida; Ostreidae
Product: ankyrin repeat domain-containing protein 36A-like
Exons: 24
Coding region: 1-4860 (1619 amino acids)
Biological process (GO): kinetochore assembly; attachment of mitotic spindle microtubules to kinetochore; spindle attachment to meiosis I kinetochore
Cellular component (GO): kinetochore
Molecular function (GO): centromeric DNA binding
Source: RefSeq, a predicted model, not a curated record